UUCCUGAUCGUGUUCCUGCGACUGCAACUGCAACUGCUGCUCUCUUCCGCCCGUCAACCUGCACCGUGGCAUCAUCGCUACUUCGAGUCCUGCCAUCAGCAUCACUGUCAUCGUCCGCGCGAAGGACAUUCAGCACCACCCUCCCACCCCGCUUUCGAGGAACUGCCGCAAACAUGGUUGUCACCGCACUUAAGGACAACGCCGCCUUCCAAGCUGCCAUAAACCCCGCUGCCGUCGCCAGCGAAGGCAAGAAACUCGUCGUCGUCGACUGCUUCGCGACCUGGUGCGGCCCCUGCCAGGCCAUCGCCCCCAAAGUCAACGAGUUCAGCGAGAAAUACCCCGACGUCGCCUUCUACAAGAUCGAUGUCGACGAUGCUCCCGACGUCGCGCAGGAGUUGGGCGUGAGGGCCAUGCCGACUUUCGUGUUCUUCAAAGAUGGACAGAAGGUCGACGAGGUGCUCGGCGCAGUGCCUCCGGCUUUGGAGGCGGCGAUCCAGAAGAACCGGGCAUAGAUUAUUUGAUUAUUUUUUCCUUUUUUUUUUUUUUUCGGUUAACAAGGGGAGAUGUUGAAGAUCGAAAUUUGGGAUGAAUAGAUGCUUGGGAUACUAAGGAGGGAGGUUUGAAGGGGUAGACAUUUGUUGUUAUUGAUUCUGCUUGUUUUAGAGGCCUCUGCGGUGUUGUUUUUAUAAAUUUUCGCUUCAGAUAUCUUGAACAGAUCGGAUCUGGGCAUAUCUUAAAAAAACCACACCCACGCCCUGUCUACCUACCUACCUACCUACCUACCUGCCUACUCUACUCUACUCUAACCAAUGAAGAAUCUACGAC
Messenger RNA from Coccidioides posadasii C735 delta SOWgp, 825 nucleotides. RefSeq lists its product as uncharacterized. Gene Ontology annotation, molecular function: protein-disulfide reductase activity. Gene Ontology annotation, cellular component: cytosol. The record is from RefSeq and is a predicted model, not a curated record. Lineage: Eukaryota; Fungi; Ascomycota; Eurotiomycetes; Onygenales; Onygenaceae.